AUGAGUCUAUUCCCAUUCCCAGCGCGCGGCGGCAGCAUCGAUGUUCCACCACCAGUGCCACCGAAGCACGUUGCUGCCUGCGUAGUUACUACAAAGGCUCCAAAACACAAGAAAUCCUCUGCCUCCCUCUCCAAAGGGUCACUGGAAAGCCUCGUCAAUCUCUACACAUCCCGCAAUGCCUCACCUACCAAGCAGCUUUCUCUUGAUACCACUGUAGUCCCCGCCGCCGCCUCCCCACCCAGCUCCCCCGACACCCCAAAAACCUCCACGCUUACCCGUGCCAAAGGUGUCUUCGUCUCCCGCCGCAAAGGCAGCAGCUCUUCUGAUCUCGACACCCUAACUACCGUCCAAGAGAAUUGCAUGGACUCCCCUACCAUCCCCGGUCGCCCCGCGCUGCCACCCAGCUGGCGCAAUGCCUCCCAACCCUUUUCUACGCCCCCCUUAGCUUCGACCUCGACUUCCGUCUCGCCCACAGAGCGGCCCAUAUCACCCUUCUGCCUCCCUGACACAACUUGGCCCGAUACACCCUGGCCCGGUGUCAACCUCGCCUCAAAAAACAUCAGCAACAAGCUUCAGGAGUACUAUGACUCUCCGCCACCGCCACUACAACCACCAGCAGUACCGCCAAAAGCAGCGUUGCAGAGAUCGCCAGCUUUCCUCGAUCGAGAAAAGCCCGCCAUUGAGAAGACGGUGACCUUCGAACGUGAGCGGCCCGCAGAUGUCCGCGCGGUCGUGAAAUACAUGGAGCGUCCACUCUCACCACCGCUCACUCGCCCGCGUGCGGACUCGGCACCCACACUCACAACCACAAGGCGCCGCCGCAAGAAAAAUAGUUUCUCUGGACCCUUGCCUCAAGGGGUGCGGCCAGCGAAGGCUCCCACACACUAUACGUAUAGCCAGCUACAAUCGCUACAGCUCACAGCACGGCAGCGGAGCGAGGCAUUUGGAGUGCUAGGGACUCGAGAUGUGGAAGUGCUUAGUCGUGAGCUGGGUGGGCUGGAGACGCGGUGUCAGUAUUUAAGAGAGACACAUCGGAGCCUGCGCAGUGGAAGAAAGGCCCUGCAAAAGAGGAUGUUGGGAUAUUUGAGAAGUGCAGCGAGUGAGGGGGUGAAGAGGGAGUGUCUGCUGAGGCAAGAGGAGGCAUUGGCGGAGUUAGAUGUAGCAAUUGAGGACUGGGAGGAUAAGCUAGAAAAGGCUGAAGAAAGGAGGGCGCUGGUGAAGGAGAAGCUACUGGAACAUAUGGCGGCUGCGCUGUGUGUGGGGAGUUGUGGGUGCUCGCCACUAGAAAAAGGAAUGGCGACACCGCCUGCGACCCCGGAAAGAAGGAAGAGGAGUGAUAAAGAAUAUCAUAUGGAGAAGAUAUAUACCUUAAGAAUAUUGCCUUGUUAG
Molecule: messenger RNA, 1389 nt
Organism: Morchella importuna
Lineage: Eukaryota; Fungi; Ascomycota; Pezizomycetes; Pezizales; Morchellaceae
Exons: 5
Coding region: 1-1389 (462 amino acids)
Source: RefSeq, a predicted model, not a curated record